Molecule: messenger RNA, 230 nt
Organism: Cetraspora pellucida
Lineage: Eukaryota; Fungi; Glomeromycota; Glomeromycetes; Diversisporales; Gigasporaceae
Source: the annotation of a GenBank genome assembly
GAGGCACUAAUUACACAGCUAAAAGUUCAGCAAAAGACAAUACACCAAGCCAGAAAACUAAAAAACAACCUUGCCCACCAAACAUACUAAAAAAACAUACUGACCCAGUUCUACUUCACAAUAUAUGCAAAGCAGAUGAAGUCAUUACAGAACCAGAACUAAUACGAAAAGAAGUACAAAUGCAUUAUAAAAACUGGACAAAGCCUAACCCUCCAGACUGGAACCACUAG